Molecule: messenger RNA, 1620 nt
Organism: Plasmodium cynomolgi strain B
Lineage: Eukaryota; Apicomplexa; Aconoidasida; Haemosporida; Plasmodiidae
Exons: 2
Coding region: 1-1620 (539 amino acids)
Biological process (GO): regulation of signaling; signal transduction
Cellular component (GO): plasma membrane; membrane raft
Molecular function (GO): SH3 domain binding; ubiquitin protein ligase activity
Source: RefSeq, a predicted model, not a curated record
AUGGAAUUUGCCCUACUGUAUAAUAACCUAUUAAAAGUAAGGGUAGCGGAAAACCAGUUUUUGCUGGUCGAAUCAAAUUACAACAGCUCCUUCUUAAAUAAUUUCCUGUUUCAAUUUAAUGACAAGGAACUAAAAACGUGGCACCUAACGAAUGACAUGAUAAGGGACGAAAUAUCGAACGGAAAUUUUACGCUCCACAACAACAUGUGUGAAGUGGUUAACAAAUUAAAUAUAAACUGUGACAAUUUGCUAGAAUUCUACAAAUCGAAUGAUGAAAAAAAUAAGGAAAAAAUAAUCGAAAAUACUAUUCAUUUGUAUGACGAACUGAGCAAGAGAAAUAUGUCCAUUUAUAGGGUAAAGGAAUCUUUGCUAAAUCCGUGUAAAGAUAUAAGCACAAAAACGCUCACUGGAGGAAGUAAUUAUAUAUUUUUAUUUGUAUCUCAGAAGAAGCAUCUAAAAAUUAGCACGAUCUUCUUAAUACUGACGAUUUUUUUUCUGCAUGCAAUUUUAUACGACUUUGUAUUAUUUUUGUGCUUCAAGAAUUACCGACUGUCAAUCGAGAGCAAAAGGAAGUACCUUGCCAAAUAUAUGUGGUCAGUGAGUACCAUCUUGUUUUUAGAGAUCAUCCUAGGGGAUGACUGCAUCAUUUGGUGGCUACACGAUAUCGACCCCAUUUUUAAUUACCAUUUUCAAUAUUUCUUAUGGUACAUAUCUCUGUUCUGCUUAUUGUCGUAUGUACUACAUAGAGUGUUUAGGAAGUAUGCAGUAAGAAAUGACAGUAACAAUUGCACGUCAGCUUCGUUCACCAUGCAGUAUGUUCACGAUUUUCUGUUCGGGAUUAACAUCGUUUUUUCCUGCCUCUUUAUCCUAUUAAAUAUAAGCAAGGCCACCGUUAUCACCAUUAUCGUUACCGACAUAGUGCUCUUCAUAGAUAUUUUAAAUGACUCCUACUUAGAACAAAUACGACUAACCAAUUUUGAAGACUUCCCAUCAAAUCGGCAAAGAAAGAAAAAAUUCUACAUAAUUGAAAAUAACAAAAAAAAUGGAAAAAAAUUUACUCUAGUUAGACUAAAUGAGCACAUUUAUCAGGAAGUCACCCUGGAGAGUAAUUCAGAAAAACAAGCAAGCAAAAGCAAAGGUGACAUCGAUGCGAAUAAUAAAGGCGAACUGAAAAAAUCAUGUGAGAAAAAAAACAAAAUCUUUAACUUGAAGAAUGUAUUUAAUAAGGGAAAUAUAAAUAUGAAAAAAAUUCCAAAAAAUGCCGCCAGCAAUGGGAAAGAAGUCGAGGAGGAAAACGGUAAUAAUAGCGAGGAGGAAAACCAUAGCCAUGAUGAUGGUGACAAAUAUGACAGUAUAGACAACCCAGGUACGUCAUCUGUGGAGUAUUGCGAAAUUUGCGAUGAGCGCUUUAAAAAUGUGGUGCUUUAUCCCUGUAUGCAUGGAGGAUUUUGCGAAACUUGCAUACGGUCCAUGAUAUUCAAUUCACUGAAGUUGAAAGACUCCUUUCCCAAUUGUCCUCUCUGCCGAGACGCCAUCAAGAAUGUCUACAAAAUAUCUUACGAGGAUAGUCAGAAGAAGGUCCAGGCCGUCACGAUACUCACUAUCAGGGUGAAGCAAUGA